Molecule: messenger RNA, 639 nt
Organism: Eimeria acervulina
Lineage: Eukaryota; Apicomplexa; Conoidasida; Eucoccidiorida; Eimeriidae
Exons: 3
Coding region: 1-639 (212 amino acids)
Source: RefSeq, a predicted model, not a curated record
AUGUCCACGAAAGCUCAACCAGGCAUCCCUACUGCGAAGGACGCAGAGGAACAAGUUGAUAGCGACACGAAGUUCAAGAUCCUUAGAAUUGUAGACAUGGUUUCUGUACGCAAGUUGUUCAUCAUUUGCGCGAGUGAGGUGUAUGAAGAGGAGGAAGACGACGAGGCGUCGGUAGAGGGAGAGGGCGGCGGUCCGGUUGUUGAGGCUCCGCAAGGAAUAGAAGAGGGGGGUGAAGAUGGAGAAGACGAUGAAGAGGAGGAAGUGCUGAGUGAAGAUCUUGAUGAGAGUCUAGAGGAAGAAGACGGAGAAGAAGAAGAAGGAGAUGAAGAAGAAGGAGAUGAAGAAGAUGAAGAUGAAGAGGGAGCUUCAGCACAAGAGGAAGAACACCCCACAAUAGGACAUAAACGCGAACGCCAGCAGCAGCAGCAACUGCCAGAGGGAGAAACAGAGAACAAUGCAGAACAAGAUGACUCUCAAGAAGGCAGUGAAAGCGAUGAUGAUGUAGAAGAGGUGGAGCCAGAAGAAGACGAUGAACAGCUCGAAGCCCAAAGCACAGAAGACGUCGAUGAUGAAUCUGAGAAUGUUGAAGAGGAAGAAGAAACUGCACAGGAACCCCAGGCCAAGCGGGCCCGCACUUGA